AUGGAGGCCUGGAAGAUCAUUUUCUCAUGGAGGCCUAGGAACGUCUUCACCCAGAUCACCCUGACCUUAAUCCUCCCUCUAUCUUUCAUCGCCUUGGCUCAUAUGGAAGCAUCCAAGCUCCUCUUCCCAAACACCAUUCACAACGAAAUAGUCUUUAAUCAAACCCAGGCAGGUGCUCCUAAAUACCACAAGCUCUCAGACCUCACAUCCGAACGGAUCACUUUUUGGCUCUUCGUGGCUGCAUACUUCACCUUCGUCCUCAUCUUCUCCCUCGUCUCCACAUCCGCUGUGGUUUACACUAUUGCAUGUAUUUACACCGGCCGUGAAGUAACUUUCGAGAAGGUUAUGAGCGUCGUCCCCAAGGUCUUGAAGCGGCUUAUGCUCACCUUCGUCUCCACUUUCGUCGCCGUCUUCGCUUACAGCAUAGUGGCAUCACUUUUGAUGUUGAUCUUCAUUACACUGGUAAUUUUCCUUGCGUCAGUCAAAUUUCUUGUUCCCAUAGUUAUUGUUCUGGGGAUCGUGUACGUGGCGGGGCUUGUUUACAUGGCCAUUGUUUGGCAAUUGGCGAGCGUUGUGACUGUGUUGGAAGACACGUGUGGAUUUCGUGCCAUGAUGAAGAGCAAGGCACUGAUAAAGGGAAAGACGGGGGUGGCCACGAUUAUAUCUUUGAUGUUCAAUAUCUCUGUCUGGCUCGUACAAGUAGCAUUUGAGAAACUGGUUGUUCGUGGUGAGUCAUCGGGCAUGGUCAGCAGGGUGGCCAUUGGGAUUAUAUGUUUGUUGUUGCUUUCCAAGUUGACUCUCUUCGGGCUUGUCAUUCAUACGGUGAUCUAUCUCGUUUGCAAAUCCUACCACCAUGAAAAUAUCGACAAGCCGGCCCUUUCGGAUCACCUUGAAGUUAAUCUAGGCGAGUAUGUUCCUUUGAAGCCCAGGGAUGUUCAGCUUGUUUGA
Molecule: messenger RNA, 948 nt
Organism: Alnus glutinosa
Lineage: Eukaryota; Viridiplantae; Streptophyta; Magnoliopsida; Fagales; Betulaceae
Exons: 1
Coding region: 1-948 (315 amino acids)
Source: RefSeq, a predicted model, not a curated record